UUGAGUUGAAAAAGAAAUCUUACAUUCUUAACAAAGAAGUAUUGUUAUGGAAGAUCAUAAUAACAUCUUGAAGUCUAACGAGGGUGAAGACAAUGGUAGCAAUUAUAAGCAUGAUCAAAAGCUUGAAUCAACAAAUAAGAAAAUUGUUGAGACCAAAGAAGAAAAUGAGAGGUUGAAACUGACACAGUUUGCAAAGAAUUACCAAGCAAUGCAUAUGGACUUCUUCAACAUCAUUCAACAUGAUAAACAAGAAGUUGUAACCAAAUCAAUAAGUAGCCAUGAAGAAAGUGAACUUGUGUCCCUUUCAUUAGGUAUUUCAUCCAUAGGCCAUCCCAUAGAUGACAAAAAGAAUAGAAAUGAAACAAAAAAUAUCAAAGAAGAUGAGAAUUUUGAUGAAGGACUUGCUCUUAGGUUAAAUAUCACAUUUGACCCUUCAUCAACAACUAAGGAAGGGAAGGAAGAGGAACUCACUAAGAAAUGGUCACCAAACAAAGUUUUGAAGACAACAAGAACCGGAGAUAUAACUACAGAAGUUUCUCAAUAUUCUCAACUCAAGAAAACUAGGGUUUGUAUUAGAGCCAGAUGUGAUACUCAAACGAUGAAUGAUGGAGGCCAAUGGAGAAAAUAUGGACAGAAAAUAGCAAAAGGAAAUCCGUGCCCUCGAGCAUAUUAUAGAUGCACUGUCUCUCCAUCUUGUCCUGUGAGAAAACAGGUUCAAAGAUGUGCUGAAGACAUGUCAAUCUUGAUUACCACCUAUGAAGGGACUCAUGACCAUUCUCUACAUACUUCAGCCACAGCCAUGGCCUACACAACUUCUGCAGCUGCUUCCAUGCUUAAGUGUUCUUCAUUCACCUCACAACAAGGACUAACCAAUUCAAAUACAUUCCCAAUCAUCAAUUCCAAUUUUUCUUAUAACCUUAAUCCCCCAAAUUGUACAUCAACUUCAAAGAAGUUUCCAAUCCCACAACAAUUAUACUUUCAAAACUCUUCUAUUUCUUCCCUUAAUUCUCACCCAACAGUCACUCUUGAUCUUACUACACCUCAAACUCCAUUUCCCAUUGGCAAAUUCAACACACCUUUUCCAUCCACCCAAAAAAGUUCAUCAACAAACCCUAAUCUUUCAUCAACUAUCACACCUUUCCAAUCUUGUAUGUUACCAUCAACUUUGAGUCCUUAUAGUGGACAUUUCAACUAUGGAGGACUAAUCAACCAAUAUGGAAAUCAAGCAUUUCAAGGACAUGUAUACCAACCUAGUUAUAUGAUGAGUAACCAUGCCAUUUCUCAACAACCUUUAAGAGAUUCAAUUGUGGCCACAACCAAGGCAAUUACAACAAAUUAUCCAAAAUUUCAGUAUGCCUUAAAAGCUGCUCUCACAACAUAUGUUGGUAGCAAUGAAUUUUCUUGUGAUGGAGUAAAAGAAAAUCAUGUUGUGGCUGAGAAUGAAGCUUUGAACUUAAAGCUAGGUGGAGAUAGGUCAUAUUCAAAGAACACUACUUGUAAUGUUCAAAAAGGAAACAUGUUCAAAUUUCCACCAUCACAACAAUAAUGUGAAAGUUACUUUGGAUUA
This is a messenger RNA of Cicer arietinum (chickpea), 1567 nucleotides long. Its product is annotated as WRKY transcription factor 72A-like. Gene Ontology annotation, biological process: regulation of DNA-templated transcription. Gene Ontology annotation, molecular function: sequence-specific DNA binding; DNA-binding transcription factor activity. Lineage: Eukaryota; Viridiplantae; Streptophyta; Magnoliopsida; Fabales; Fabaceae. The record is from RefSeq and is a predicted model, not a curated record.